AUGGGCUCUCAUCAAACACGUUGCAUCAAGACACCAUUCAAGGAAUGUUGUGUCGAUAUCCCAUUAGCCGUGGCAAAGGGCUUUGAGUCUUCAGAGACCUUGAGCGCUGUGGCAUCAUGGCAGAGGGCCCGUGAGAAUUGCCAGCGUGAGAUUCAAGAGAUCAUCGACCGAUGCAAGAGUGAAGGCACGCAAUUCAUCGAUGACUCCUUCAACCCGUUGGAAAAUGAAUCAAAGGUGUUGUAUGUGGACAAGAAAAAACCCGGCUAUGAUUGCACGGUAGACAAGCCACAUGGCUGGAAAAGACCAGCAGAUCUAUACCAUUGGACAAAAGAAGGUUCUGUUGUCGUGCAGGAUGGUGCUCAGUGGUCAGAUGUCAAGCAGGGCUCCAUCGGGGACUGUUUUGCCGUCGCAGCCUUCGCAGCGAUGGCAGCCUGCCGGAAGUCUUUCUUGCGGCAGGCUUUGGUCGCAUAUGACAUGGAGGUCGGUGUUUAUGGUGUGAUGUUCUGCGAGGAGAUGCAUUUCACCUAUGAGAUUUUGGAUACUCUGUUUGGAGUAAAAGAGAGCGGCACCCUGGCAUAUGCGAGGUCUCCUAACUGCAGAGAUGAGCUUUGGGUAUCAAUGAUUGAAAAGGCCUAUUUCAAACACAUGACGUGCCUCGAGAUGUGUGAUGGAGGAACAAGUGCAGAGACCGUUUUCUCCUUCCUUGGCGGUGUGUGGGGAGUCUAUCCAAUCACAGAUACAGAUUUUAGCCAUCCAAGCAGGUAUUGGAAGAAAAUCAACACAGGACUUGAGAAUGGUGAGAUUAUGUCGAGCGGGUUCCAUAAGCCCAGCAAGGGGAAGUACGCACAUGGAGAGAGCGGACCAGAUGGCCAGUGUGGUGAGCAUGGUGCUGGAAUGGGCCUCGUAGAAGGUCACGCCUACUCGGUGCUGCGAUCAGGCGAAGUAGACGGUCACAAGUUGAUUUGCUUUCGAAAUCCCUGGGCAAAAAGAGAAUGGACAGGGCCCUGGUCUGAUGACUCAAGUAAGUGGACCGAUGAGCGGAGAGAGAAGUUGGGUCACCAGAAAUCGAACGACGGCGCCUUUUGGAUGGAAGAUGAGGAUUGCGUUCACGUCCUGAAAAGGAUCCGCUUCAACCGGACUUUUGGGCCAACUUGGCAGUGCUGUGCUCAGUAUGGACAUUUUGGCAAAGCGCCACCCUACACGGCAAUGGCCAAGAAUAGCUACCGUGCCUGUGAGGAUGAUGAGAUCAGUUUCAAGCGCGGAGAUGUCAUUGAGGUCACAAAAGUUACGGGAGAGACAUGGCUCGUGGGAGUUCACAAGGAAACAGGGAAUAAGGGAUACUUCCGAAAGAAGGAUGUGGAUCUGAGAUGUGAAGAUACCUUCAAGUACGAGCUUACGGUAUCCAAUGUCUCCCCAGAUGCUCGCAUCAUUGUCGGCGUGUUUCGCCAGAACCAGAAGAAGAUGAGGGAGUGGUACAAGCGCAGGGAUGGCAUGCACUACAAAGAUACCGACUAUCCGACGGCAUACUUGCACAUCUAUGACGCAUCCGGCAAAAGGCUUGUCAAGCACAAACUUACGGACGACGACCGAUGUGGAUGGAAAUACUUGAAACCUUCAAGGGGGCCUUUCACCAUGUACAUCGCUUGCAAAUCCACCCAACACAAGCGCUUUGCCCUCUAUGCAUUUGCUCCUCAUGGGCAAUUGCGGUGGAAGCAGCUCGAGUGCGACCGUGGGAUCUUUGCGUCGGAGGUGGGAGGAGCAGGAGGCGCGGUGGACGAAAUUCGAGAGUUUAUCUAUGAUCAAACCCACACCGUCCUCAAUGAGUACUUCCACCUGGGCAAGGAGCUUUUGAGUGGAAAUCCCGAAAUUGCUGGAAAAAUCAUGGCAGUGGCCUCUACCGUUGGAGAGAUCAUCGACGCUGAGGGAAUCCGUGAUGUAGCUGAAGAUGCGGCCGAUCAGGUCAGGACAUUGAUGAAUUCUGACGAAGUUCAAAACGUGACAAGUCAGGUUGGUGAUCAGGCUCAGGAGCUUGCCAAUCAGGUUGGCAACUUGAUGAACAGGGCUUCCUCGUGGUUUGGUUGAAUGAAACGCAUGGACCGAGACGUUCUUAAUUACAAUUAUGCAUUUAUGUCCAGUUUCCAAAGGAAAUUGUGAGCGUAUCACCUUAUGUUUUCGUUUUCGCUGAUCACGGGCAAGAAAGCUCGAUUCAGAAAAGCGCAAGCCGAGCAAAA
This is a messenger RNA of Durusdinium trenchii, 2231 nucleotides long. Lineage: Eukaryota; Dinophyceae; Suessiales; Symbiodiniaceae. The record is from the annotation of a GenBank genome assembly.